Messenger RNA from Prunus armeniaca (apricot), 1305 nucleotides. Lineage: Eukaryota; Viridiplantae; Streptophyta; Magnoliopsida; Rosales; Rosaceae. The record is from the annotation of a GenBank genome assembly.
AUGGGUGAAAUCAGAGACAACGAUGGUUACGAAGAGGAGCUGGUCGAUUAUGAAGAGGAAGACCAAAAUGCCCCCAACUCCGUCUCCGCCAAGCCCUCUGGUGAUACUGUUAAAAAGGGCUAUGUUGGCAUCCACAGUUCAGGAUUCAGAGACUUCCUGUUGAAACCAGAGCUUCUUCGAGCGAUUGUGGAUUCUGGAUUCGAACAUCCUUCAGAAGUUCAACAUGAGUGCAUCCCUCAAGCUAUAUUAGGAAUGGAUGUUAUCUGUCAAGCAAAAUCUGGGAUGGGAAAGACCGCUGUCUUUGUUCUAUCAACCCUUCAGCAAAUAGAUCCGGUUGCUGGUCAGGUUGCUGCUCUUAUUCUUUGCCACACAAGAGAACUGGCUUACCAGAUUUGUCAUGAAUUUGAGAGAUUCAGUACCUAUUUGCCGGACCUAAAGGUUGCAGUCUUCUAUGGAGGUGUCAGUAUCAAGGUUCACAAAGACUUGCUGAAAAAUGAAUGUCCUCACAUUGUUGUUGGAACACCUGGGAGAAUAUUAGCUUUGGCAAGAGAUAAAGAGCUUGGACUAAAGAAUGUCAGACAUUUUAUUCUUGAUGAAUGUGAUAAGAUGCUUGAGUCACUUGAUAUGAGGAGAGAUGUGCAGGAGAUCUUUAAGUUGACUCCUCAUGACAAGCAAGUGAUGAUGUUUUCAGCAACACUAAGCAAAGAAAUCCGCCCUGUUUGCAAGAAAUUUAUGCAAGAUCCCAUGGAAAUUUAUGUAGAUGAUGAGGCCAAAUUGACACUUCAUGGUCUCGUACAGCACUACAUCAAAUUGAGCGAACCUGAGAAAAACCGCAAGUUGACUGAUCUUCUUGAUGCAUUGGAUUUCAACCAAGUUGUUAUUUUUGUAAAAAGUGUAAGCAGAGCAGCUGAGCUGAACAAAUUACUUGCUGAUUGUAACUUCCCAUCUAUCUGCAUUCACUCUGGAAUGCCUCAGGAAGAAAGGUUGAAACGUUACAAGAAUUUCAAGGAGGGGCUUUCAAGGAUUCUUGUGGCAACAGAUUUAGUAGGAAGGGGAAUUGAUAUCGAGCGUGUUAACAUUGUUAUUAAUUAUGACAUGCCAGAUUCUGCCGAUACCUACUUACACAGGGUUGGCAGAGCUGGUAGGUUUGGUACCAAGGGACUGGCAAUUACAUUUGUCUCUUCUGCAUCAGACUCUGAUGUUCUUAAUCAGGUCCAGUCAAGGUUUGAGGUGGACAUAAAGGAGCUUCCGGAGCAAAUUGAUACUUCUACAUACAGUAAGAUAGCUUUUUUCACAAAAUGUUAA